Molecule: messenger RNA, 3094 nt
Organism: Stegastes partitus (bicolor damselfish)
Lineage: Eukaryota; Metazoa; Chordata; Actinopteri; Pomacentridae
Product: PDZ and LIM domain protein 7
Exons: 14
Coding region: 160-1833 (557 amino acids)
Biological process (GO): muscle structure development; heart development; actin cytoskeleton organization
Cellular component (GO): adherens junction; Z disc; filamentous actin
Molecular function (GO): muscle alpha-actinin binding; actin binding
Source: RefSeq, a predicted model, not a curated record
UCCCUUCACCUGUUUCAUUUCUCCUCUGUCCUCUCCCAGAGCCGACUCGCCGCCGCCGCCGCCGCCACCAGCGCCGCUCCUCCCUCCCGUCCCGUCUGUCCAGCCGCUGCGGAGUUUUAUUCAGAAAGUCUGGUUUAGUUUCGGAGGAUCUCUGGAAGAAUGAGCACCUACACCGUGUCGCUGCCCGGGCCCGGCCCCUGGGGCUUCAGGCUGCAGGGGGGGAAGGACUUCAACAUGCCGCUGACCAUCUCACGGAUCACUCCGGGCAGCAAGGCGGCGCAGGGGAACCUGAUCCAGGGGGACGUCAUCGUGGCCAUCGACGGCGUCAGCACCGAGGGGAUGACCCACCUGGAGGCUCAGAACAAGAUCAAGAUGGCCAACUACAACCUGGCGCUCACCAUGGCCAAGUCGAAGCGUCCCGUCGCCAUGCCGACGCCGAGGAUGGACGCCGCCAUUCCCAUGAUCCCUCACCAGCAGGUUUUCUCCCCCGCUGCUCCCAACGCCGGCUUCAACCCCGGCGUGCUGAGGGACACCCACCAGCCCAUCGAGGUGACGGGUCCCGGCGGUAAGGCCACCAUCAUCCACGCCCAGUACAACACGCCCAUCAGCAUGUACUCGCAGGACGCCAUCAUGGACGCCAUCGCGGGGCAGACGCAGGCCAAAGGGCACGACGCCGGUAGCUUCCCAGUUAGAGACUCCCUCCAGUUCAGCGCCUCCCCGGUUUAUCAGGCCGUGCAGAGCGCAGAGAAGGACCUGGAGACCUGGAACCGGGUCGCCAACGUGCAGUCCAAGUCCUUCAAGGUCCUGGCCCACAUGACGGGAACCGAGUCUGCAGCAGCAGAGGAGGAGGAGUUCUGGUCGGAUCCAGAGACAAAGCGGUGGGUGGUGGAUGGUGGAGGUGAAGCCUCUGACUGUUGUUGUUUCUACACCUGCAGCCUGAAGCGACAGUCGGCUGCUCUCAGCCUCCAGCACCGAGCUGCUGCCUCCAGUUACGGCCCGCCUCCCGCCAUGCAUCAGGCUCCACAAGCCCCGCCCCCCCAGCAGUACCAGCCAAUCCCCCAGCAGUACCAGCCAAUCCCACAGCAGUACCAGCCAAUCCCACAGCAGUACCAGCAGCCGCCAAUGCAGGCCCCGCCCACUCAGCAGAGCUCCAUCCAGAUACCUGUUGGCUCCGCCCCUCCAAAGGUGGUCAGCACGGCCUGCAUCUACCCCUCCCAGCCAGCCGCCCCCUUCCCACCUGUAGCGAGGGGCGUGGCCCAGCGGGCGGAGAGGUUCGCCGCCAGCAGCCGCACGCCGCUGUGUGGAGCCUGCAACAGCGUCAUCAGGGGCCCCUUCCUGGUGGCUCUGGGCCGGUCCUGGCACCCCGAGGAGUUCAACUGCCACUACUGCCACAUGUCUCUGGCCGACGUCAGCUUCGUGGAGGAGCAGAACAACGUCUACUGUGAGAACUGCUACGAGGAGUUCUUCGCCCCGACCUGCGCUCGCUGCAACACCAAGAUCAUGGGGGAAGUGAUGCACGCCCUGCGGCAGACGUGGCACACUUCCUGCUUCGUGUGUGCGGCCUGCGGCAAAGCCUUCGGAAACAGCCUCUUCCACAUGGAGGACGGAGAACCGUACUGUGAGAAAGACUACAUUGCACUGUUCAGCACCAAGUGUCACGGCUGCGACUUCCCGGUGGAGGCUGGAGAUAAGUUCAUCGAGGCUCUGGGUCACACCUGGCACGACACCUGCUUCGUCUGCGCGGUCUGCCACGUGAACCUGGAGGGUCAACCUUUCUACUCGAAGAAGGACAAGCCUCUGUGCAAGAAGCACGCCCACGCCAUCAACGUGUAGACGCCAGCUGCCCGCCCAUCCGACCGCCGGCUGCAGCCGCCAGCGCCGGCCGACACCUUUUACAGACGUGUGCUGUAAACGCUAUUUAUGCAAAUACACUUGUUUUAUUUUCUCUGUGCAUUAAUAAUAAUAAUCAUGUUUAAAUUUGAGCUGCCUGAUGAUUCUGCUUCCAAACAGGAACCGACCCGUUUAUGACGUACUGUAGGUUUGUUUCUUACGUUUUCUACCAGAAGCUGUUUGAUGUUGUUCAGUUAAUACGCCUGUACGGAGUCUAAAGCGUGCCAACAUUAACGAGCUCAGAUUGUUUUUUGUGUGUUUAAUUAUAAUCAAUGAGUAAACUGAUAAAUACUAAAGAAAUAAACCGACUCAGAGUUAAAUUUAACGUUGUUUUAAUCUGUUUGUUGUAUAUUUUUACAGGGAUAGAGCAGAAUUAGCAGGAAUCGCGCCAAAGUUAGCGAGCAGGUAAUUUAUUUAAUCUGAGGCUGGUUUUAAACAAAGCUUCCUAUAUUUUAGUAAUUUAUUAUAUUUAUGUAAAAAUGUUAGUUAAAUAUUAAGCUAAUUAAAAAUAUAUAUUUAUGAUUUCUUUUUAACAAAAAAACGUAUUUAUAAAAUGACCCUUAGCAGGUACGUUAUCACGUGUUGUCACUUGACUUUUGAAUAUCUCAGAUUAAAUUGUUUUCUUUAUACCUGCUUUUAGAAACGCAUACAUUUACAAAUUGGUUAUAACUAAAUGCUGAUGGUGGCGCCCUCGAGACUCCGUACGUCUGAACUGCACAGCUGGUGUUUCAUCGUGUGUCCGACUCGUCUGGGUAAUGUGCCUCCUCUGACUCGGACUUGUUUCGGUCUUUUGAACGCUACCUUGUUGUUUUUAUUUCAUUUAAGAUGAAGAUAGUAUUUUGUUACAGUUGGUGCAGAAGGACGCCGUAGAAACUAGAAGCUUUGUUAACAGCAGCAGAGGCGACUUGUUCAUUUAAACCUCUGAUGAUGACUCGAGGCCGGCCGGCGCUUCGCUCUGGUUCCAGCAGGUUAAACGUGAAAAACAAUCCCAGUGCUCGGCGACGCUGUGAGUCGGCUACAGACGGACAUAAAGCAGCAGUAAUGACGACAAACAGACACAAGAGAGACGUAGAGAAGAUGCAAACUGACCACAAAGAGACAAAACAGCUACACAAGACACACAAAACAAAUAGAAAGAGACACAAAACGACCACAAUUUGACAGAAGACGAGACAAAACAAGUACAAGACGUGAAAAGUGACAA